AUGUGCAGAAGGAGGCGUGACAUUCAGUACAGAAGAAGACUCCUCAGUACAGAAGAAGACUCCUCAGUACAGAAGAAGACUCCUCAGUACAGAAGAAGACUCCUCAGUACAGAAGAAGACUCCUCAGUACAGAAGAAGACUCCUCAGUACAGAAGAAGACUCCUCAGUACAGAAGAAGAUUCCUCAGUACAGAAGAAGACUCCUCAGUACAGAAUAAGACUCCUCAGUACAGAAGAAGACUCCUCAGUACAGAAGAAGACUCCUCAGUACAGAAGACGACUCCUCAGUACAGAAGACAACUCCUCAGUACAGAAGAAGACUCCUCAGUACAGAAGAAGACUCCUCAGUACAGAAGAAGACUCCUCAGUACAGGAGUGUACUGAGGAUCAGCUCCCCAUCCACAUCGAGGAUGCGGACACAGUCUCUAUUCAAGAGAUAUUGUAA
Messenger RNA from Knipowitschia caucasica, 444 nucleotides. NCBI's taxonomy places the organism in Eukaryota, Metazoa, Chordata, Actinopteri, Gobiiformes, Gobiidae. The record is from the annotation of a GenBank genome assembly.